Molecule: messenger RNA, 4362 nt
Organism: Gasterosteus aculeatus aculeatus (three-spined stickleback)
Lineage: Eukaryota; Metazoa; Chordata; Actinopteri; Perciformes; Gasterosteidae
Source: RefSeq, a predicted model, not a curated record
UUGUGACUGUGUUUGUUUUCUUCAGUCUUCAGUUUUUCUCUCAUUGAUCAGCAGCUUGUAGUCGACCUUUUACUAACUGAUCACAUGGUGAAGUGAACCGUCCAUCAGGAGAGAGCUUUCCCGUGUUUCCAUGGUAACCAGUGUGUCACCUUACUGGUCUGUUUCACUGACUUCUGGACUCUGAAGGACAUCAAGAGGAGAAACAGCACAGCGCCAUCUGCUGGAAGACGAGUGAUCAUGUUCACCUGUACUAACUAGACUUCGCGAUCCACACUACUGACCAGCUGGUGGCGGUAACGCGCCAAUUAUUGACUUUACACCGCCGAUAACGUUAGAAGAAGAAGAAGAAGAAGAAGAUGACGAAGACGACGACGAGUGGUCAGAAAGUCACCAGAGUUUCACUUUAACAUCUUUAAAGUGUUCAGAGAGCUCAGGUUGGUGUGAAGGUCUGAAGGUGUGGACUCUGCUAUGAAUCAGGGUGAGGACCCAGAGGACGGAGUCCGUCCCUCUGAACCUCCUCUGUGUGGAGAACAUGACAGACAGACCAAAGCUCAGAGGAUCCAUAAGAGACCAGGUCCUGGAUCUGGACCUGAACCCAGCUGUGUGUCCAUGAAGAGUAACUGGUCUAUGAAUCCUCCUUUACGAUUCAAAGAUGAACACGGUUCUUAUGACCCAGAUUCACAUCCGCAGAGAGGAAAGUCUCCUGAACCAGGCUGUGUGUCCACGAAGAGUAACUGGUCUAUGAAUCCUCCUUUACGAUUCAAAGAUGAACACCGUUCUUAUGACCCAGAUUCACAUCAGCAGAGCGGAUCUGGACCCAGCUGUGUGUCCAUGAAGAGUUAUCAGUCUAAAGAUUUGCCGAUCAACUUCAAAGAUGGACGCCCUUCUUAUGACCCACGAGAGGACCAGGAGAGCUCAGAUGUUCCCACAGGUGCGUCUUCCCAGCAGCAUCAAACACACCUGGACUCCAUCUUCAUGCUGCUGGAGGAGAACAUCCUCACUUUUGUGAAGAACGAGCUGAAGAAGAUCCAGAAGGUCGUGAGCUCAGAUUACCCAGAAUGCUUGGAGAAGGAGGAUGAAGAGGUGCUGGAUGAAGAGCAGAGGAGGAGCAGAGAGGCAUUUGUGAAGAUCUCAGUGCACUUCCUGAGGAGAAUGAAGCAGGAGGAGCUGGCUGAGCGUCUGCAGAGCAGACUUCAUGCUCCAGUUUGUCAGCGUGAACUCAAAUCCAACCUGAAGAAGAAGUUCCAGUGUGUGUUUGAGGGGAUCGCUAAAGCAGGAAACCCAACCCUUCUGAAUGAGAUCUACACAGAGCUCUACAUCACAGAGGGAGGGACUGCAGAGGUCAAUAAAGAACAUGAGGUCAGACAGAUUGAAACAGCAUCCAGAAGACCAGCCAGACAAGAAACAACCAUCAGACAAGAAGACCUCCUCAAAGCCUCAGCUGGAGGAGAGGAACCAAUCAGAACCGUGAUGACUAAGGGAGUGGCUGGCAUUGGGAAAACAGUCUUAACACAGAAGUUCACUCUGGACUGGGCUGAAGACAAAGACCACCAGGACAUACAGUUCACAUUUCCAUUCACCUUCAGAGAGCUGAAUGUGCUGAGAGAGAAGAAGUUCAGCUUGGUGGGACUUGUUCAUCACUUCUUCAGUGAAACCAGAGCUGCAGGAAUCUGCAGGUUUGAAGAGUUCCAGGUUCUACUCAUCUUUGACGGUCUGGAUGAGUGUCGACUUCCUCUGGACUUCCUCAACAACGAGGUCCUGACUGAUGUCACAAAGUCGGCCUCAGUGGGUGUGCUCCUCACAAACCUCAUCAGGGGGAAGCUGCUUCCCUCUGCUCGCCUCUGGAUCACCACACGACCUGCAGCAGCCAAUCAGAUCCCUCCUGAGUGUGUCGGCAUGGUGACAGAGGUCAGAGGGUUCACCGGCCCCCAGAAGGAGGAGUACUUCAGGAAGAGGUUCAGAGAUGAGGAGCAGGCCAGCAGGAUCAUCUCUCACAUCAAGACCUCACGAAGCCUCCACAUCAUGUGCCACAUCCCAGUCUUCUGCUGGAUCACUGCUACAGUUCUGGAGGAGGUCUUGAAGACCAGAGAGGGAGGAGAGCUGCCCACGACGCUGACUGAGAUGUACAUCCACUUCCUGGUGGUUCAGUCCAAAGUGAAGAAGGUCAAGUACGACGGAGGAGCUGAGACGGAUCCUCACUGGAGUCCAGAGAGCAGGAAGAUGAUCGAGUCUCUGGGAAAACUGGCCUUUGAUCAGCUGCAGAAAGGCAACCUGAUCUUCUAUGAAUCCGACCUGACAGAGUGUCGCAUCGAUAUCAGAGCAGCCUCGGUGUACUCAGGAGUGUUCACUCAGAUCUUCAGAGAGGAGAGCGGACUGUACCAGGACAAGGUGUUCUGCUUCGUCCAUCUGAGUGUUCAGGAGUUUCUGGCUGCUCUUCAUGUCCAUCUGACCUUCUUCAGCUCUGGUGUCAAUCUGCUGACAGAAGAACAAACAACCUCCCGACGGUCUAAACGCUUUAGAGACAAACCUAAACCAAUGCGUCUCUACCAGAAAGCUGUGGACAAGGCCUUACAGAGUCCUAAUGGACACCUGGACUUGUUCCUCCGCUUCCUCCUGGGUCUUUCCCUGAAAAUCAAUCAGACUCUCCUGCGAGGUCUGCUUACACAGACAGGAAGUCACUCACAGACCAAUCAGAGAACAGUCCAGUACAUCAAGGAGAAGAUCAGUAAGAAUGUGUCUCCAGAGAAAAGCAUCAAUCUGUUCCAUUGUCUGAAUGAACUGAAUGAUGCUUCUCUAGUGGAGAAGAUCCAACAGUCCCUUAGUUCAGGACGUCUCUCCACAGAAGAACUGUCUCCUGCUCAGUGGUCAGCUCUGGUCUUCAUCUUACUGUCAUCAGGAGAAGAUCUGGAGGUGUUUGACCUGAAUAAGUACUCUGCUUCAGAGGAGGCUCUUCUGAGGCUGCUGCCGGUGGUCAAAGCCUCCAACAAAGUUCUACUGAGCGGCUGUAACCUCUCAGAGAGAAGCUGUGACGUUCUGUCCUCAGUCCUCAGCUCUCAGUCCUCCAGUCUGAGAGAUCUGGAUCUGAGUAACAACCACCUGCAGGAUUCAGGAGUGAAGAUCUUGUCUGCUGGACUGAAGAGUCCACACUGUGACCUGGAGACUCUCAGGCUGUCAGGCUGUCUGAUCACAGAAGAAGGCUGUUCUUCUCUGGCCUCGGCUCUGAGCUCCAACCCCUCCCAUCUGAGAGAGCUGGACCUGAGCUACAAUCAUCCAGGAGACUCAGGAGUCACGCUGCUGUCUGCUGGACUGGAGGAUCCACACUGGAGACUGGAGACUCUCAGGGUGGAGCCUGAUGGAGUCCGAUGGUUGACACCAGGUCUGAGGAAGUAUUCCUGUGAACUCACAAUCGACACAAACACAGUAAACAAACAACUCAAACUGUCUGACAACAACAGGAAGGUGACAUGUGUGGAGGAGGAUCAGUCGUAUCCUGAUCAUCCAGACAGAUUUGACAUCAGGGCUCAGCUGCUGUGUAGAACUGGUCUGACUGGUCGCUGUUACUGGGAGGUCGAGUGGAGAGGAGACGUUACUGUAUCAGUGAGUUACAGAGGAAUCAAGAGGAAAGGAAACAGUGGAGACUGUUUGUUUGGAAGAAGUGAUCAGUCCUGGAGUCUGAAAUGCCGUCAUGAAGGUUACUCUGUCUGUCACAAUAAGACAGAAACAUUCAUCACCUCCUCCUCCUCCUCCUCUGCUGGUAGAGUAGCAGUGUAUGUGGACUGUCCUGCUGGCUCUCUGUCCUUCUACAGAGUCUCCUCUGACACACUGAUCCACCUCCACACCUUCAGCACCACAUUCACUGAACCUCUUUAUCCUGGGUUCUGGUUCCGUUCUGGUUCCUCAGUGUCUCUGUGUUCUCUGCAGGAGGGAGAGUCUCCUCCUGCUGGAGAACCUUCCUCUCUGCUCACCAUGAGAUUCAGUCUGUAAAUGAUGUCGCACAGGUUUGUGUAGAUGCAGGUGAGGGGUACCUGAGCUGGUCUGGACUCUGGGGGUCCACAGCUCUCUGGGACUUGUGGUGUUGCAGAUGGAAGUCUGAAUAAGAUGAAAUAUGAACGUGUAAUUAUUUUUGAGCCGAUUUUAAAUUAAUUGAAAUCCAGUACCUUUUGAAAGCUUCAGCCAACCUGUGAAGAAAUGUUUAAUGAAUCAAGUACUUAGUAUACUUAGUUAGUAUAAUAGUACAACGUUGAUACCCUCCAUGUAUUACUUUAGGUUAACAGGAAUAUGUUUAUAAAUGACUUGGCGGAGAGGGAUGUACUCCAAACAUGUAUCAGAUUGAAUAUAAUAAAGACAAAAUAACACCAACAA